AUGGGGUGGGUCUCGUCCACCGCAAUAUGGAUUACUAUAUGGAGUUGCCUAUUGCGGGGCUUGGAUUUAGCUCUGCAGACAUCUCCAAAACAAAUUCCAUGUGAUAAGACAAGGAAAGUUUUUACUGAUUCCUGGGGGAUUAUCAGUGAUGGACCUUUAGGCUCAAAUUAUACUCAAGAUUCUCAUUGUGAAUGGCUCAUAAAAGCAAACAACAGCCGUCAAUUUAUUACUUUGAGUUUUCGUACAAUGGGAACAGAAUGCAGCUAUGAUUAUGUUUUUGUUUAUGAUGGAGAUUCCUUUCGAUCUCCUCUCCUAGGAAGUUUCAGUGGAAAAACAGAACCACAGCAAGUGACAUCAUCUUCUGGUUAUAUGUUAAUACUAUUGUACAGUGAUACAAACUAUGUUUUGGAUGGGUUCCAUGCAGAAUUUUCAGUUACAAAUUGUCCAAAUAAUUGUACAAAUCAUGGAAAAUGUAUUAAUAACACCUGUUUUUGUGAAAAUGAUUGGGGUGGAAAGGAUUGCUCUAGAGCUCUUUGUCCAAAUAAUUGUAGUAAUGUUGGAAAAUGUGGUUUAAAACGAUGUCAGUGUCGAAAUGGAUACUCAGGACAAUCUUGCUCAUUAUAUAAAACACAUCCUGAAGGCAACAAGUGGCAUUGGCUUUCCCAUUCAGAAGGUGGAUUAAGACCACGAGCAGCACAUACAGCAGUUUAUAUAAAAGAAACUGAUUCUCUUUAUGUUUUUGGUGGUUAUGAUCUCAAUUACAUACUCAGUGAUUUGGAGGUAUAUCGAUUUAGUACAAGUCAGUGGCAAAACGAGUAUGGUAGUGUAUUAGAAGGCACCUCAUCUGCAGAAUAUUUGGAUCCUAAGCUUAUUGCUACCGAAUUAGAACGAAUAGGUGCAGGUGCAAAAGAAUUAUUUGGUCUCCGCGCAUCGGCUAUCAUGUGGAGAGUACUUAACGGUUAUAAAGACAAUAAUACUUUUAGUUCACGUAAUCAUGCCAACAUAGAAAAUGGACAUGACUGGUCAGGAGAACAUAAAGAACGUGAAAGAAAGAUUCACGAAUCAAGGAAUGGUGAAACCAGUAAAAGUACAAUUAGGAUAGAAAGAAAUGAUGAACUUAGAAGAAAACAUUCUAGGCAUCCUAAGCCUCGGUAUGCACAAACUGCAAGACAUCGUAGAAAUCUUGAAAACUUAGAUCUUUAUCAAGAACACCAUGUUCCAAAUAUAAAAAGUGACAUAUUAAAUUGGGAGGAGCAAAGUGCGGAAGAUUCUAUCGGAGACAACAUUUACAUUCAAGAACCUAAACAAACAGAAGAUGAAUCAUAUAAAGAUGAAUCUACUAAACCACCGAUUGAUGAAUUACCUAAACCAAGUCCGCGAUAUGGCCAUGCUGCUUGUAGAUAUGACGGUGGUUUUGUUAUAUAUGGUGGAAAAGUACAAGAUGAUUCUUUAUCAAAUGAACUUUGGUAUUAUAGUGUUAAUACACGUUCUUGGACGUUACGGGCAAAAAAUUCCCCGUUCUAUCCACCACAAUUAACAAGACAUACUCUCACUUUAGCAAAUGAUUAUAUUUACCUUUUCGGAGGUAGUACAGUUGAUGGUGAAUUUUCUUCGAGUCUAUAUAAGAUUAAAUUAAAUUUAUCUGAUCCUACAGCAAGCACAGAAAGGUGGAAAGAAGUGCAUCCCCGAGGGGGUAAAGAGUUAGAUGUACGCGUAGUUGCACAUUCAACUGUGUAUCACCGCGCUACUAAUUCUUUAUUAGUUUAUGGGGGUGUAGUGGCUAGUGUAGCACGAUUUAGUAAAUUAUCUGAUAGAAUGUUUGUGUUCCAACUUGACAGAAAAGUUUGGUCUGAAAUUCAUUAUCCACGAGCACACUUAAGAGAUACUUAUGUUCCAAGAGAACGGGCAUUUCACACUUGUAAUAUCAUAGGGAAUUAUUUAGUCGUAUUUGGUGGAUAUUCUCAUAGACAUAACAAAGAAGAAAUUUGUUAUGAUAAUCAGAUGUAUCUCUAUCACUUAGGCUGCCAUGCCUGGGUAAGCCAUGAUGUGCUAGGUUUAAAUGACAAAGACUCUCGUUAUCCAAAGCAACAAGGUGUAUUUGCACAUGCAGCAGAUGUGCGAAAUGGAAAUACUUUGCUAUUAGUUGGCGGUUACCACGGAAACGUAAAUGCAGAUUUACUUGCGUAUACAUUACCACCGAUGCUUGCACCGGGAGAUGAAGAUUAUAUAGAACCUGAACAGAUUUGUUCAAGACAUAAAAGUUUAAUGGAAUGCACAGCUAAUCCUGAAUGUGGUUGGUGUUCGGCAGACGAGAUAUGUUACGGUAGAACUAUUGGCAGUAAUUGUACAACAAAUCUUCAAACGACACGCUGUCCAGGCGUUUGUCCUGCGCUUGGAGAUUGUCAUUCUUGUUUAAUACAUGGUCAACCUGGUGGAGGUUGGGGUACAACUGCAAGUGGAAAAAAAUCUGUGUCCAAUAAGUUAAAUCGUGGAACUUGCACUUGGUGUGUUCAAAAUGCACGUUGUCAUCAUAAAGAUGAUAAUUAUGGGGUUUGUGGGCUUCGUGAUGAUACACCAUCGCAAAUACCAGGAUGGUGGGGUUCGAAAGGUACAGAAGUUAUAAAAGUCGAAGAGUGCCGGGAAAUGGAUAAGAGGCCAGGAUUAACAUUUUUAAAAUACAAACCACCAGUAAAUUUUAGUCAACCAGAUUCAGUAACAAUAGUUAAUGCCACUACAGUAGAUUUUAACGUUCCAUCUAUGCAAGGUGCAAAAACAGAAUCUGCCCUUGGCGGAGAAAUGAUUGCUAGAUUAAUUGGUUUUCUCAGACCGCCGCAAUAUUUUUGGGAUAGCACAAUGGAACAUUUGAAAAUUUGUGUCAGUUAUAACAGUGCAACUCUACACGUAUCAAGAAACGAUGACCCUCAAAAAUUGGAAUUAGUUGCAAAUUUAACUGCCGAGACAUCGCAGUGCAUUCCAACAAAAUGGCCCGAUGGUCAUCAAAUGAUGUUGAUGCCAGGUCGAUAUUUAUUAGAUUUCGAGUCGAAGAGAAUGGUUACUACGAGUUACGCAUAUGCCAGUAAAAUGGAAAUUACUCACAACAAAAAGACCGAGAAUCCAAAAGUCUUUACUUUCGAAUAUCUUGAACCAUAUCAAAACGGAUCUUGUCACCAGUAUAAAAAUUGUCUUCAUUGUUUAACCGAUUCUUCAUGCGGUUGGUGUGAUAUUAUUAAUAAGUGUCUUUCACGUUCAGCCAACGAAACGGAAAGUUGUGCAGCUAAUGUAGAAUGGGGAGAAGAUGGUAAUCCGAUUCGCGAAUGGCACUAUUUAACUAUUACUCCUUCCGCUUGUGCUAAUUGUUCUAAUUACAUCUCAUGUGAAUCUUGUGUGGGUAGUAAUUUAUGUGAAUGGUGGACAGAAGAAGCUCUUUGUGCGAGAAUAGGUAGACUACCUAAUGCAGUUAUUAGCCUUGAUCAGUGUCCAAUUCCUUGUAGGCAACGUUCAAAUUGUACACAAUGUUUAGACGAGCGUGGAAGAUGUGUGUGGUGUGAGGCCACACAGGAAUGUUUUUCGUUUUCAGUGUACACGUCUGAAUAUCAGUUUGGUUUAUGUCGAGAAUGGAUGGAUCAAGCUGGUCUCAUGGGAGUAACAUCAAGAUCUGGAUCAUCUUUAACAGGCAACGAUCAGUGCAAAAGCUGUAGUCGACACACAAACUGCUCCAGUUGUCUGCACUCAUUGAGUUGCGGUUGGUGUUACAGUUUAGAAAACCCUAUUAUGGGAGCAUGUGUACAAGGAGACUUCAAUCAGCCGCACGUCAAUUGCAGUUUAGUCAUAAAUGAAUAUCAAAAUACUACCCUAGAGGCAGACGAAUUCGGUUGGGCAUACGCUCAGUGUCCAGACGUGGACGAAUGUGAUUUAGGUUUGCAUGAUUGUCAUCCUGAUGCAGUAUGCACAAAUACUCACGGUAGUUUUAGUUGUCAAUGCAAGAGAGGUUUUAACGGCGAUGGUAAAGAGAAUUGCACUAAAACUUGUGACGAAAAGUGCAUUAACGGUUACUGUAGUGAAGCACCUGAUUACAAAUGUGAAUGUUACCUUGGAUGGACAGGAAAAGAUUGUGGAACAAAUUGCGGUUGUUAUAAUCAUUCUACUUGUGUAAAAGAGCCAGGUAUUUGUGAUGAAUGUCAAGAUUGGACUACCGGUACUUAUUGCCAAGAAUGUAAAGCAGGCAGCUAUGGUAAUGCUACUACACCACUUGGAUGCAAAAAGUGUAACUGUAACGAGCAUGGAGAUAAAGACCAAGGCAUUUGCGAUCGACAAACUGGUGUAUGUUUCUGUCGCGAUGAUACACAGGGAGAUAUGUGUCAACGUUGCAAGAAAGGCUAUUAUGGUGAUCCACGAGACGGUGGAAUGUGUUACUACGGUUGUAUGUCACGAGGUAUGCUUGGGGGAGAAGGAAGUGGUAAACAAGGUCUUGGCAGCAGACACUCGCAACAAUCGCUAUGGGAAAGUCAUCUUGGAGAUUCUCCAACAAGGGAGUGUCUUUGGAUAGUUAGUCCGAAGACGAAUUUUUCAACGGAUAACAUGCUCUCAGGAACGCAAAGUGUAAUACAAUUCACUAUACACGACGACAUAAAUGUUAGUUGCCAAGAGAACAGCGUUUACGUUUAUGACGGACUUCCUGAAUUUGUUUCAUCGUCGACCAGUCAUCAAAGUCAACUCCUAGGUGUUUACUGUACAGAAAGUACAAACUACCCUGUCACGGUAGAAGCUAAGUCCGGAUUUCUAACUGUACAUUACAAACAAUUGGACGAAGUAGAGGGUUUUAAUGCAAGUUAUUUGAUACUGACCUGUAAUAAUUGUCCUGGAAAUAGGGAAUGUCGAAACGAUAAUUGUUUGUGUAAAGUUGGUUUUGUAGGAAUCAAUUGUGACAUUGAAAUAUGUCCUAAUAAUUGCACUUCAUCUAAGAAACAAGGAGUUUGUGAUAAGGGUUACGGACGUUGCGUUUGUGCAUCUGGUUAUGGAGGACGUGAUUGUUCGAUUCAAAUUAAAGAGCAUCAAUUAAUUUUCACUGAAUUAUUUAACUCCGAAUAUUUGGCUGAUCACUUAGAUCAUUUGCGAAAAACUUUACCACGAUUUGGUCAUACAUUGGUUGCUGACAGAAGGGGAAGUUUGUGGAUGUUUGGAGGAUACUCUCUUAGUCAUGGUCCUUUGAAUGAUAUUAGACUUUUUGAUACAAAGAAUAACACAUGGAUGCCUAUUACUGUAGAAUCUACUUCGGAGGCCUCUAUGCCUCAAGGUAGAUAUUUUCAUGCAACUGAAAUAGUUCACAGCAGGCAACAGAUAUAUGUUUAUGGUGGUUUGUCAAUGAAAGAAGAGGAUGUUCAAGGACUAUCAAACAACACUCUGAGCGAUUUCUGGAAAUUUAGCCUGCAAAAUCAAAGGUGGAUGCAAAUCACUCAAGAUGAAUCUAAAAGAGAACCACCACCUUUAGCUGGACAUACGUUAACUUUACGCAGAAACGGAGAAUCAGAGAGUCUAAUAUUGAUUGGAGGGUUUAGUCCUAAGUAUGGCUAUCUUGAUACAGUAUGGGAAUUCAACCUAGAAAAGGAGACAUGGGAUACAAUAAAUACAGUUGGAAAUGGACCAUUGGGAGUAUAUGGUCACUCAACUGUAUACCACAGCAAGUCAGAUAGUUUCUACAUUUUCGGUGGAUAUACUUAUGCAAUAAAUCGAACAUUUAUUUCUAACAAAUUGUAUGCAUUGAAUUAUAAAAAUCGUACAUGGUCUGUACUUCCACCAUUUGGUGAUGAUCUCACUGAUGGAAGUAGUUUACCACAAGCUAGAUUCCUUCAUUCUGCAGUUACCACUGAUGAAUAUAUGGUUAUAUUUGGUGGUCGCCAAAAUCCACAUAAUACUUCUGAUUCGUUAAUUGCUUAUAAAUAUUCGUGUAAUUUGUGGAUACGUUUAAUAACAAAAGAUAUGGAAGUUAUCGGAAGUCCACCUCCGCCGGCAUAUGCUCAUGCAAUGACUCAUGCUGAUCCAGAGUCUAAUGCUGUGUAUGUAGUUGGCGGUUUCGAUGGUGGAAUUAAAAGUCAUGUCACUCUUAUAAAUAUACCCAAAGAUCUGUGUAAUCUUUGGACAAAUAAAAUAACUUGCAGAACAUAUUUUGGAUGUUCUUUUUGUUCUGAUAAUAUAAAUAGCGGAAACAAAACGUCUUUGUGUUUUUCUAACGAAAUAUUAAUUAACGAAGAUGAUCGAUGUGAUAUUAAUAUAACUGAAGAGUCAAGAAUGUUUUGUAGUUCAGAAUGGAUGGCGAGUAGAAAAUGUCAAAACUUCAAAACUUGCACAGAAUGUUUAGCUGAAUGGCCAUAUUAUAGAAGUAAAGAUCCAGUGUGUAAAUGGUGUACAAAUUGUCCGAAUGGAAAGUGUAUACCGUCCGAUAAGGAUUGCGACGAAUUAAACAAAUGUAGCUUUAGGCGAAUAUCAGUGACAGAUGUAAAUCAGUGUGGGGAGCGAAAAUGUCCAGCAAGUGAUUGUGAGAAAUGUAACAGCCUUGAAGGUUGCGUAUGGACAAGACAAGUUUUGAAAACUGCGGAAUCGGGACUUGCUGUAACAGGCGAACCUGUGUAUGAUUGGAAUUGUGUACCAGAUAACAUUUUUGAAAGAUCGAGCAUUAAAAUGGGAAGUACGCAGUGUGAAAAACGAUGCGCCGAUCAUAAAGACUGUAGAAAUUGUCUAAAGGGUACAGGGGCUGAAGGUGGAUGGCGAGAAUGUAGAUGGUCUACCCAACUUAACGAAUGCAUUUCUCCAUCAUAUCAACCUCUGUAUUGUGCUGGCGGCGUGUGUGGUUUAGUAUUACGUAGUUCUGAUAUGGAUCAUUGUCCUGAACCAUGUUCAGUUUUCAAACAAUGUAGUACAUGUUUAAAACAUUCACACUGUGGUUGGUGCUCUCUGGAUUCAGCUAACUUAACAGGUCAAGGAAUAUGUACAGAAGGCUCACUUGAAGCACCUACAGAUCAUCCAGCAGGUGGAACAUGUGAAAUGUUGCAGCAUUUAACUACGUUAUUCCCACAUUAUUUAGAGUCUUUCGAAACCCCAGACAAUGUUACAAUGUUAAUUCCAAAUGUAAUACCGAAACCAGUAUUUUCUUGGCAUUACGUAUGGUGUCCACCUGAAAACGAAUGCACCAACGGACACCAUACAUGUUCCCCAAAAAGUGAAAAAUGUUACGACUUGAAGGAAGGAUUCGAAUGUAUGUGCGGCGAUGGAUAUAAAACUGAAACUCCAUCGUCAUUCAAUGAAUUUGGGAGAAAAAUUUGUGUUCCGAUGUGUAUGCAAGGUUGCGUUAGAGGAACGUGUGUAAAACCAAAUGUUUGUCGUUGUGACUUCGGUUACGUAGGUGCCAAUUGUUCUAUUCAAUGCCAAUGUAAUGGCCACAGCAAGUGUGCAGGGCCAGAUAAAUUAGACGUGUGCUUAGAGUGUCAUAAUAAUACAAUGGGACCACAAUGUGACAAAUGUUUGCCUUUAUUUGUUGGAAAUCCAGCAGACAAUGGACAAUGUGUACCAUGUCUUGAGUAUUGUAAUGGUCAUACUCGAAUUUGUAUUAAUGAAAGCAUGACCGUACCGGACCCAAAUUCAAUUGAUAAAAUGUCUAUAGAAUUAUUAAAAAAACAAUUAGUUGAGGGCCCUGUAGCUAAAGCAAAAUGCGUAAAUUGUGGAAAUAAUACGAAAGGUGACAAAUGUGGUGAAUGCAUGACUGGUUAUUUCAGAGGAACGGAAGAUCUUCGUGACGUAUGCCGACCUUGUGAAUGCCACGGACAUGGAUUUACUUGUGAUCCUGUAACAGGAGAAAAAUGUAAUUGUGGUAAUAAUACUGAAAGUGAACCAUCUUGUACUAGCGGACCUAUGAAGGGUACAAUUGCUGGUGGCAAACCAUGCUGGAUGGUACAAUGCAGUAAAUGCAAGGAAAAUUAUGCUGGUGAACCAACAAUGGGUCAUCAAUGUUAUAAAACAGUCACUGUUGAUAACAAGAUGUGCUUUGACUCCAAAUUAAUAGAUGAGUGCAAAAUGAAACCAAAACCAUUAAAUCCCGGACAAACGGUAUUUUACUUGGUGCAACCUCGUUUUUUGAAUGUCGACAUUAGAGUUAUGGUAGAUGUAACUCGAGGGGCUUUAGAUUUAUUUCUUAGCCCUCGUGACGAUUCUUUCGUCGUUAAUAUAAACUCCACGACAGGCUAUCAAGACGUUGAACUUGACGGUAGAUUCGUAUGGCGUAAAGAUCCACACAUGUGGUUAGAUGAACACACUCGAAGUCGAAUGAGAAUCGUCGAAUUUCAUCCACAUAAUACAUUUUCGUUUGCAUCCAAUGGCACUACUACUGAACCAAACUGGAAUACUGGUCCUCAGUACAUUGUGAUGGAACGUUACGCAGAAGGUUUGGCUACUUUUCUAACAAUUGAGAAAAGAAACACGUUCUUGGUUGUGCGGAACCUUACGAAUCGAUUAGUGCUAACACUACCGCAGGAUAAACAUGAACUUCAUCAAACGAAAUUUCAUAUCGCAUUAAGAGCAAUCGAUCCCAUACAUUCGGAAAUCAGUCAGGCCGCUUUCGGGAUGAUCUUCUUUCGACAGGAUCAACUUCAUAUCGAUCUAUUUGUCUUCUUCUCCGUGUUCUUUUCCUGUUUUUUUUUGUUCUUGGCUGGUUGCGUGGUCGCGUGGAAAACUAAACAGGCAGCGGAUGUUCGAAGAGCACGGAGAAGACACGUUGUCGAGAUGUUACAUAUGGCUAAAAGACCUUUUGCAUCGGCUACUAUUAUUUACGAUCGAGACGGAAACGACUGUAGUCCGAGUUCACCUCAGCGGAAAAGUAGACGUAAUAAAUUAGUUAGCUUUCACAGUGACGUAAGACCAGUGGCAAUUGAGCCUACGGACGAUGGUGUCGCAGCUGUAGCCACAGUUUUCAUCAGGUUACCCGGUGGUCGACAGGCUCCUGUGAAAUUGGCUCUUGGCAGCUCAUUGAUACUGUUGACUAGAGUUUAUCCUGUUAACAGUAGGGUGUUCCUAAGACGUAGAAACAGUCACGCGUUGAACUGA
Messenger RNA from Habropoda laboriosa, 9090 nucleotides. It is a transcript of the gene Megf8, whose product is annotated as multiple epidermal growth factor-like domains protein 8. Gene Ontology annotation, molecular function: calcium ion binding; protein binding. NCBI's taxonomy places the organism in Eukaryota, Metazoa, Arthropoda, Insecta, Hymenoptera, Apidae. The record is from RefSeq and is a predicted model, not a curated record.